Messenger RNA from Scomber scombrus (Atlantic mackerel), 2800 nucleotides. Its product is annotated as rho GTPase-activating protein 40. The record is from RefSeq and is a predicted model, not a curated record. Gene Ontology annotation, cellular component: cytoplasm. NCBI's taxonomy places the organism in Eukaryota, Metazoa, Chordata, Actinopteri, Scombriformes, Scombridae. Bases 1 to 2067 code for a protein of 688 amino acids. Gene Ontology annotation, biological process: regulation of actin filament polymerization; signal transduction; regulation of small GTPase mediated signal transduction. The transcript has 15 exons. Gene Ontology annotation, molecular function: GTPase activator activity.
AUGGGAGGCAGAGAGGAGGUAAUGGUGAGCAGUCUCGGUUCCACCAUGCAGUUUCCCCGUGCCAGGCUGAACCGAUUCAGGCUCCGUCCAGCACAUAGCCCAGCAAGGAUCAGGCACCUGAAGCCACCCACCCUCACGAAAAAAAACAGAGACCCCAGCCCCACCGAGAUGAGCGUGGAGCCCUGGGCCAGCCCGCAGGACCAGGCAGCCGCUGAUCACGCACACAGCACGCACGCAGCGUCUUCCCAGGAUCAGGAGCAGCACCCCGACAAACUCUGCCUGGACUCAUUCUGGAGUGAGGUGGAGACCAUCCGACAGGGGAGUGGCUACGCAGACCUCGACUGCAGCAGGAGAGAUUCUAGACAGUCAGAAGAGGGUGAACAGGAGGAGCAGUGGCUGGCUGAUGCCGGUUUGUCGAACCUCAUCAGCGAGGACAGCGAGGAUGUAGACAACGCAGUGCUGCUGUCUACUUUGACACGGACUCAGGCUGAGGCCGUCCAGCGUCGAUUGGAUUCCUAUACAUUGUCCCUCCGCAAGAGGAACAAACCAGCACCCCGCGACGUUCGCGACAUCUUCAACUCCCCCAUCUCUCAGACCCUUCUGCCUGAGUCUCAGUGUAGUGAAGACCUUGCCCAAAACAGUAUGGCAUCGGUUGCCAAAUCUCCACUAUCAGCUGUGACCCCAGAGCAUCAGCGAUGCGCUCCAAAAGAAGAGUUCUUCAUCACCGAUGUGGCUUACUGUGAACAGGCUGUCAUCUUCCUCAAACAGGCCAAACUGCCACAGAACAACAGCCAACGCAAGAAGGAGGAUGGCACCCUGCCUCGGGUGAUCUGCCCCAAGUGCCGUCUAGGAGUGACUCAUAUCCAAGAUCUCUCCCACUCUGACAUGAAGAAGGUGCGUCAGCUGGCUCUUAUCGACAUGACGGCGCUGUGCGACCUCUUAGAGCUGGAGGUCAAAAGGCACAAAACCAGCAAGAGAAAAAUCCCAGAGAGCACGCUCUUCGGGGUUCCGCUGGCCGCACUGCUGGAGAACGACCAGAAAGUGAGGCCCAACACCUCAACUCCUCUCUUCCUGCAGGCGUUGUUGACGUUUUUGGAGAAGAAAGGAGUUGAUUCGGAGGGGAUCCUGCGGGUUCCAGGGUCUCAGUCCAGAAUAAAGAUGUUACAGCAGAACUUAGAGAGCAACUUCUAUGCAGGGCACAUCAGCUGGGACGAGGUGAGUCCAAACGACGCUGCUGCUCUGCUCAAGAAGUUCAUCCGGGAGCUUCCUGCUCCUCUGCUCACCGCCGAGUACCUCAACACCUUCAGCGCCGUCAGAGACAUCACAGAGCUGAAGCAGAAACUCCACAUGUUGAACCUGCUCAUCCUGCUGUUACCUGAGCCCAACAGGAAUACACUGAAGGCUCUCCUCGAGUUCCUCAGUAGGGUGGUUUCUAGAGAGAAGAGGAACAGGAUGAACCUGUGGGCCGUAGCAACCAUCAUGGCUCCCAACCUCUUCCUCCACAAGGCCGUUCCCAGCAGACUGACGGAGGGGGCAGAGAAAGGACACGCAGAGAAGGCAGCUGAUGUUAUGAGACUCCUCAUCCGCUACCAAGACCUGCUCUGGACGAUCCCUAAUUUCCUCAUGAGUCAGGUUCGUAAGCUGAAUGAGAACAGUAACCGUCGUUACCAGUUCUAUGAUCGCCGCAUCAAGAACCUGCUGAGGAAGAUCCACACAGACAGCCGGGAAAAACCUGAUAAAAACACCUCCGAGCCGUGCCGUACAGUGAAGAUCCACGUAGGGGAUCUGAUGAGCAGCACCAUGGAGUUCCAGCUCAAUGUAAACUCCAGAGUCUCAGACCUGCUCGCACAGUUUCAUCGCCAGUUCCUCCGCAGCCCGGACAACGGAAAGGGCAAAGUGCGAAGAAAUGGUUCUGUGGCCUUCCCAGACUGUGCCCUGUACGAGGUCGGAGGAAAUAUUGGUGAGCACUGCCUGGAUCCAGACACACACCUUCUCGAUUUGUACAACAGCAACUCUGGAGGAGAGUGGGUCAUCAAGCUGAGACCCAACGGCGGCAGAGGGCUGUGACAUGGAGGGUGUGGAAGGAAGGAUGGAUGGACGGAUGGACAGAUCUGGAAACAGGUCGCUGACGAAGGACAAAUGCGCCACUCAGUGCUCUCUUCCUCAUCCUCUUCAUCCUCAGAGCAACAAGGGAGAAGGAGACAGAUGGACAGAUGGAGGAAGCAGAAGCAGAUCUGCCAGGAGCAGAUUCUAAAAACAGUCUAUGAUCAGAUGGACACACGUUGCCUCAUCCUCUCCCCUUCUACCUUUCUCUUUCUGUCUUUCUGUCCAUCCCUUUCUCUUCUUUUUUCACUUUCUCUCCAUCAUUUCUCUCCUGCGUUACUGCAGGGCGGCGAUGCUGCAAGCGAAGCCGCUGACGUGACUCAUUACUUCCGACAGAGAACCUGCUGCAUAGAAAAGAGACGAGAGUGAGCGGCUGUGCGGUUUGUUUCGGCGUAGUUUCUCUUGAGCGAUCAUCUCCAACAAUGAGCGAACAGAUGGGGAUGCAGAGCACCUCUGGCUAUGGAGAGCCCAAGUACCCUCCCCCUCCCUCCCACAGCCGCCCUCCCAUCCUAUUUCCCAGGCUGGCCUCAGCUCCACAAAACUCAGUCGGACUAUGUAUUUUCCCAAAAAGCUGAAAUAUGACACAGGGGCAUUCUGUCCAUAUUCUAAGCUAAACUACUCAUUUGAAUACUUUACUUUACUAUUAUAUUCAAGAAAACAUCCAUUUAGAUUUCAACUUAAAUCUCUGGAAAUUGGU